ACGUUUGGGACUAGUUAAAUAAUAAUUUAUUACAAAGCCGCAGCGGUUACGGUAAUUGCAUGAACUUCACGAAAAUCUUCUGUUAGUUGCCGCUCCGCUGUAAAUUUUUCUGUUCUUGACAACCAGCCACUAAACUAGAAGUCUAUGGUUUUCUGAGUUCUAAAGGAAACAAUGGCAGUUCAAGCUUCAUGCAUGGAGCUGGCUUUAGAGGGAGAAAGACUCUGUAAGGCUGGCGAUUGUCGCGCCGGGGUAAGCUUCUUCGAAGCAGCCGUUCAAGUUGGAACUGAAGAUUUGAAAACGUUAAGUGCUGUGUAUAGUCAAUUAGGAAACGCUUAUUUUUACCUCCAAGAAUACGAGAAAGCCUUGGAAUUCCAUCGUCAUGAUCUUACAUUAGCUAGGACGCUCGGAGACAAAGUUGGGGAGGCCAAAGCGAGCGGGAAUCUUGGAAACACGUUGAAGGUUUUGGGCAAAUUUGACGAAGCUAUAGUCUGCUGUACUCGACAUCUUGAUAUCUCGCGGGAGCUUGGCGAUAAGGUGAGAUUAAAGAAUUUAUUGGCUGAAGGUUAUAACUAUCGUAACAAGCGGCAAUAAGACGCGGAAAGUAAUUUUAAUCGUGCAAUUGAGUUCAAAGGUGAAGAAAUCGAAUGGUCACGAACUUCAUGCAUGGAGUCAUCAUCUGCGCGCAAUGGAAUUGAUUGAAAUUGAGCCAAUUUUGUAGUCGUCUAUUUUUUGCACUUCUUUGUUAUCGGAAGUUUAUAUUGUAUAGUACUGCUUCCUUGGACAGGUGUUUUCAACGACAUGCGAUCGAUAUAUUUGUUUCUGUUGCCACAAUUUAUCGAGCUUAGUAAGUGAUUAAAACGAUAAAGAGUAUAGUAUUGUUGCUAUAGUCUCGCUGAAGAAUUCGAUUUAGAUAUCACAUCAAAGAUCGAAUGGUAAUUUCGAAUUCGCUCUUUGUCGCUCAACUUUCUUUUAACUUACAUGUAUUUAUGGGAGAAAUUCAAACCUAGUCCUUGCAGUUCGGUGUUCAAAUGUUCAUACCGUAAAUUUGGCAAGUGCUGACGGCAAAAUAGCGAUCAUUGAUCGCCAUUUAGGGAGCGCUCCUCGGAACAAACCCGUGCUUCUUGUUGUUCGUUGCAAGCUCAAACAUAUUGAAAUAUUAAAAGCUAAUCAUUUGAAUUUUCAGUAAGAUAUAAUCAAAUUGAGCAACAUUUUUUCCUGGAUAAAGAAAUGCGUCGCUGACCCACUUUUAAAUUUUUUGUAUCCAGGGUUUUUACUGAAUGUACGUAAAAACUGAAGGUGUACAUUUCAGUAUUUAUUUAUUAGUCUUUUCAUGGAAAUCAAAGUUUGGUUAAUUGUUUUUAUGUCUCGAUUGAUUUGACCCGGAUCCUUCAAUUAACGAAUUUUUCGGUUUCAUAUUUGACAAUUUGGAGAAAGUUUAGUCAUACUUUAUUCAAACGUGAUGUUUCAUAACUAUUAUCAGUCAGUUAGUAACCAAACUAUGUAAGUUGAUUAUGGCAAUAAUAUGUAAAUUACUUUACCCAAUGCGUAGCUCAGGGGAGGAAGAAACAGACGAUGUUUCCUAUUUGGUUUUGUUUUUUAUUGUUUUGGGGUUUUGUUUCUGUUUUCUGUUUUGUUUUUGUAAGGCUUCAGUUCGUGCUAAUGAAGUGAACUUUCAAAAUAAUAUUAUUCAUUCCUAUAAAACAUUCUCAAAUUUUUAUCGUUGUUUCCAAUGAGGGUAUUAUUAAACAGUGAACCAAACAGCUCUUCUGCAGUGAAGUUAUAUUUAUAUGUUUUAACGUGCCAUCUAUUGCUCAAUGUUUCUCCACAAAUCAGCUGCACUACUGUUUAUGCUUUUUAUUUGUUGACAAAUACCUUUCGGGCUUGGGAUGGAUUAGAUAAAAAAUAAUACUUUGUUGACAUAGACUUUACAUGUUUGUUCUACCUUGGUUCUAAGCGAAAUAUUUACUUGGGCUAGUAGGCAACAAGUUAGGAACUCAGCCCUGUUUCCAGUUUAUGUACAUGUAAAACUUGGUUAUUGUUUAGUUAAUGCCACUGAGGAAAAAGCUAGGAUAAUACCCAUGGUUACCACUGACGGGUCUUUCAUGUCUUUAUGAGUUUUCAACAUCUGUUGCUCCAUUUCUAUGAUAUACUAAAAUGAAGCUACAGUAGCUAAUGGGAAUUUUUUGCAAAUUAGAGUGGUGUAUGCAGUUUGUUUCCUUAGAAAUAUAAAGGAACUUGGGAGGAUAUUCUAGCAGUUUAUCAAAGGUUAGGUUGGAAUAGGUUUGUAAGCUUUCUCACAACUGUAACAACUGUAUGCCCUGUUGAAAAAAAAGAACAAAGGAAAAAUUAUCUUGACAUCAGGGAUGCAUAAUACAGGACUGAAAAAAAGCCCUGUCUUUUAGUCUGGCACAAGUAGAUUUUCUUGCUGGGCAAGUAACUUUUAAAGUUCAUUUGCCCAAUUGGCAAGGCAAAAACAAAAUCAUUAAAGGUGAUGUUACAGGGAAUGAUUCGCAAUGACAAUUUUAAGUGCAAAACAGCGUUGCAAUAUUGGAACAAUGUUGCAACCAUUCGAAACAAUGUUGCAACAAUGACGCAACACUGUGUUGCGCUAAAAAUCAUCGUUGCGAGUUGUCUUGUGUAACAUCCACCUUAAAUGUGGCUAAAUGUAAUUUAGGCUAAGUUAAACGCGAGACAAUGCUGGCCAGCGGUCUCCUUCACUAAUUGUAUGUGGGGGGGUCUCGGGGUUUAGCAGGGCCGUAGUGAUUUUACAGUGCUUUCGCAGGAGUCAAUCAGCUUUUGGGUGCAGUAGUUAUAGCUGUUUUUUGCACUAAGAUAAGCAAGAAGUGGCCCUGGAUAAGCAAUAUCUGAGAGCUUCUUGUGGGAAUUCGAGUUGUUUUCAAGCCUUGAUGAUGUAAGGUGGCAAAGGGGUGGGUAACCCAUCACACAUCACGCUGACUUUUUUAAGCUAGCACACAUCACAGAAAAAUAAAAUGAAACAUUAACAAGUAUCCUAUUAUUAUUUGAUCUGAGGAAAUCAGAGGUCAAGGAAUGUUAAAAAAAGGGCAAAGCUACCUAUUUUUAAUAUCUGUGCUUCAAUUUUAAUGAUAUUGACCAUCACAGAAAUUUCAAAGGAAAAUCACGCGUCAGGCUUUGUGAAAGUAGUAAAUCGUGCAUCACACUGUUAUGCCCAAUCCCGCCUCAUGCGGCUCAUUUGGGCCCGAUCAGGCAUCAAGCUGAUAAUUUGGGUCCCAUCGCAUGUCACGGAAAACCCCUUUGCCACCCUGAUGAUAGAUAGAUCACAGGUAACAACCAUUCACAGCACUCUUGUAGUAUUCUCAUUCAGCAUGUUGUAUGAACUCUUACUGAGAAAAAAUGUCAACCAGUGAGCAUUCAAUAAAAUUAUUAUUAUUAUUUUAUUAUUAUUAUUAUAUUGUUGUUAUUGGAAAAGGUUAUCAAAAUUAAUAUGGACAAUGUGUAUGUUGGAGAUCAAAUUUGAUCUAGUCAAACCUGUGUUCAACAGUCACCCUUGGGAAAUGGCAAGGUGACUGUUAUAACAGGGUGACCGAUAUAUACAGGUCAACUUUGCAGAAAAUAUUGGGCAACUGAAAAUUUUGGGAAGUUAUCCAGUGACCGCAAUAUAUACGGUGACAACUAUUGCAUAUAGAGCCAUUCUCUGAGGUUUGACUGUAUCAGAAUCAGGUAAAAAAAAUUUAACCUGUGUUGAUUCUAAAUUUCCUUUGUUUUUUAGGGCUUGGAGACAUUGGAAAUUGAAAAUCAACCUAGGUUAAAUCAAAAUUAAGCUUAAAUCAAAUUGGAUAGCUGUAACAGGUACAUGUACAUCUCAAGUGGAUCUUUCACAAACUUGAGAAAGAAAGUUCCAGUGAUUGUUAUUAAUUUGACAUAUUAUAAAAUGUUUUUAUCUCCUAGAUUGGUGAAGCAAGAGCUUUAUAUAACUUAGGGAAUGUAUACCAUGCUAAAGGAAAACACUUUGGAAGAAACUUUCACCAGGACCCUGGAGAGUUUCCUGAUGAAGUUCGAUUGGCACUGGAAAGAGCAAUUGAAUUUUAUGAGUAAGACAAUGUUUUGUCCUAUUAAGAAGUGAUUUAUAGGGAAACCAGCCUCAAGGUACACUGUGACUGCUGUGAUGGACACAAUUAUUGCUAAAUGUUUUUUUCAUUUGAUAUGAUGUUUGUUAUUGUGAAAGGUUUGAACCCAGGGUCAUUUCGUAAGUAGGUGGAACAUGAUCGCGGUGUUAUUGGCUAGGAAUACUCCACAUGAUAUUUAAAGUCUUCACAGACAGUAACAUCAGGGUUAAUUGACAGAUGACCAAUAACAUCGUGACUUUAUUGACCAAUCAGAUCAAUAAGCAGAGUUAAAUGAGGCUGUCACUAAGGGCCCAGGGUGGUGGAUUUCACCCGGCUACUAUGAGCCCAAGCCGUGGCUACUUUCAUAAGAAACAAAAGGGAAAUGAGAUCAAAAGGACUCCCUGGCUGUCCAGUUCCCCACCUACUAACUGCAUAAACUGGGCAACUUGAAAUCUUAGCGAUAGCCCUGGUUUAACACAAUCAACUCACGUUGACGCUAAAGAUGAGUAUCGCACAGGUUUCCAAGUGUCAGUCACUGUCAACAACAAUCCUCUCCAGGACUACUCUCACCUGGAUUAUUAUACUCCACCUACCAUGUGUACUUAUAGUAUUUAUUGCUACUGUCCCUGAACAUUUCCUUUCAAUGAUCAUAUGCCAACUCUCCUGGAUUAUCCAGGAGUGUCCAGGAUAUGGCACUGAUCUCCCGCUCUUCUGCACGGGUCACCAAAUCUCCCUGAUAAAAUGGACUUUUGAGCUUUUCUGUGCUUCAGUUUGAAAUUUAGCCCAUUUUUUUUCUCAAAAUUCGAACUUUUUUAUUCAUAAUAUGGUUUCUGGAACAUUCUUGCACAUAUUUAGUCACUGAAAGAGAUUAUUUUUGUCAUUACAAUGAUGAAAGGGAAUUUUGAUAGCAUGUGCUUUAUGUAAGACUUCCUAUACAGUAAAGUUCGGAAAGUAACGCCCUUUGGAAGUAGCAGAUCUCUAAAAGUAGCGACAAAAUGUCACAGGUGUUUUCAAAUCCCAAAAGUAGCGAUCCCCUGAAAAUAGUGACCCUCCGAAGGUGGAGACAUUAAAACUAAUUUCUCUUUUUGCAAAAAAAAAUGGAUAUGAUAGAUAUAUACUGAACAAAAGCCACACUGAUGCGAGGUUUAUUAAUAAUGAUUAUUUGACAUUCCUAUUCAUAACACUUAAAGUACAGGAUAUACAUUACCUUUAUUAAAAAAGUAUUCCUUUCACAUUUUUUGCGACUUUAUUUUCUGAAGUGCCCUUAUGGUGUACACGUUUUAGCCAUCCAAAAGUAACAACCCCCCAAAAGUAGCGAUCAGCCUCUGAAAGUAGUGAUAGCAGAAGGGUGCUAACUCGUUACUUUCAAAACUUUAUGGUCAUGUCCUUAGCCAUGGUGGCUGGGUCAAUUUGUGGGUGGGGAGUGGUGGGGCUGUUGACAUUCAGGUGUAGGGGGGUAGUGCAAAAUAGAGAGACUCCAGAUUGAAGAUCUCUUGAGGUUGACCUCUCUGCAUGCACUGUAAUGGAAUGAGCUUUGACAUGUUUGUUUGGUUUAUUUUCAGGGCUAAUCUGGCCAUUGUAAAAGAACUUGGGGAUAGAGGGGCUCAAGGAAGAGCCUGUGGUAAUCUGGGCAACACUCACUAUCUCCUUGGAAACUUUGAACUGGCUAUCAUGUUCCACGAGGAGGUAAGGGUUUUAAAUAAAUUAUUAGAAGUACAGUCGACUCCCGGUAACUCAAACCCUCUAUAACUCGAACCUCCUACUAACUCUAAGCAAUUUUCGUUUCCCAUCAGAUCAUUUUCUAUGUAAUUUUACCCUUGAUAACUCAAACUCCCGAUAACUCCAACUGUUUGCAAUUGGUUUCCCUAAUAUUUAUCUCAUAGAUAGUGAUUUAUCCGGUGGAUAGCACUAUCCAACAUCUGGACAACUGGGGCCAGGUUUCAUAGCUACACAAUCAAUUCUUACAAGCAUUAAAAAAAUGAACAUUUGCACAUAAAAGAAUUCUGCAUAAACCUACAAAGAAAUGUGGAAAAAAAGUAACUGAAAAACAGCAUUUGUGUAACCAGAAGCGCCUUUGGUGUAACUAAUGCAUAACAUAUCUUGGGGGUCCCUUGAAAGCACAUCAUCAUUAAGCUAAAUGUUUAAUUCGGAUUUUAUGAUAUAUUUUGUGUUUAUGACAUUAUUAAAACUAGCUGCUUCUUUUUGGGGGAAAAAAGUAGGUGACUGCUCUAAGCAGAGUAGCUGAUGUGUUUCAUCAGUCGUCAGUGCUUAGGGGAGAGGGGUGAGACCUGUUUCUUCGGAGGAAGGACUGGGGUUCUAAGUCCCAGCAUUUCUACAAUGGAAACUCUUGCAAGUGGACAGCUCUACUUACAGCCACCUUCACCUUGUUUCAACUCCCAUACAAACUCUGUAUUUUUACAUUCCUGUAAGCGGACAUUCCCGUAAGUGGCCGCAGACACUUUGCAUUAUGUAACACUUUCAGGGUUUACAAGUUAGAUUUUAGCUUUCUUUUUAAGCUCCCUUAAGCAGACCCUCAAAAUGAAAUGAAAUCUCAUUUGCCCCUGAUUCUUGGAUUUUGAUAGAUCAACUUUAAAUCACUGUUCAUCACAAUGAAUUUAUUUAUUUUAUAUCAGUUUCAUUGUUUGUUUGUUUGUUUGUGUUUUUUCACGUACACAUCCAGUUACCGGUACUCUUCAAAUCACCACUUGAAUUUUAUGCUUGUGACUGGAUUACAACACCAUUAGAACAACAGUAUACCAUAACCAAACACUAACAAACAGUUCUUUUUUACAUGCCCAAUGUUUAUUUGUAGCUGUGCAAGUUCCCGUAAGCAGCCAUCUAACCCUUACACCUCAAGUGGCUGAUACGAGAACGAUUCUCUUAGGCAGCCAGCAUCCGGAGGGUGUCCCUUUACGAGAGUUCCCAUUGUAUUAUCAGCAGAUGCCAUCAAGUUGUUUAAUGAUUGAUUCGAACACUUGGCUAUUUGCUUUAAUUUAUGUCUCUGUAAGCGUGCAGUAAUAAAACAUUAAUUUUAUUCUAACUAUUGCAAUUUUUCUUCUGGCAUUAUAGAGGCUGGCUAUUGCAGAGGAAUUCAAUGACAAACCAGCAGAGAGAAGAGCUUGCAGCAAUCUAGGAAAUGCUCACGUCUUUCUUGGCGAGUUUGAGANCUUGAAUUUUAUGCUUGUGACUGGAUUACAACACCAUUAGAACAACAGUAUACCAUAACCAAACACUAACAAACAGUUCUUUUUUACAUGCCCAAUGUUUAUUUGUAGCUGUGCAAGUUCCCGUAAGCAGCCAUCUAACCCUUACACCUCAAGUGGCUGAUACGAGAACGAUUCUCUUAGGCAGCCAGCAUCCGGAGGGUGUCCCUUUACGAGAGUUCCCAUUGUAUUAUCAGCAGAUGCCAUCAAGUUGUUUAAUGAUUGAUUCGAACACUUGGCUAUUUGCUUUAAUUUAUGUCUCUGUAAGCGUGCAGUAAUAAAACAUUAAUUUUAUUCUAACUAUUGCAAUUUUUCUUCUGGCAUUAUAGAGGCUGGCUAUUGCAGAGGAAUUCAAUGACAAACCAGCAGAGAGAAGAGCUUGCAGCAAUCUAGGAAAUGCUCACGUCUUUCUUGGCGAGUUUGAGACUGCAGCAGAGUAUUACAAGUGUGUACAGAAUGAAAUUUUUUGCAAUAAAUAAAGGCUGUGCUCUUGCAGUACGUGUUGCCCUCUAGCAGCUAACUCUUGCACCCAGGCAACUAAAAAAUCAUAGCUGGAGCUUUCCAAAAGUCAGAACUAGCCAGCCGGACAGGGUUGUCAAAAGUAGCCGGCUGUUGGCGAAAAUCUCCACCUACUUGAUUAGUGUCAUUUCUUUACAGAUGGCAUUUUUUAAAUAAAAUAUCCCUGGCCGCUUACUUUGACAACCCUGCCGGACCAAGGCUAGGCCGGUCAUUUUGAAAAUGAAUUAGGCUUUUUCCAAGAGUUUUCGAUGAAAAUGAUUUCCUUCAUGCAUGCUAUUUAGGAUUUGACUGAUCUGGCUUGAUAGCUUUGAUUAAAUGGUAAUGGCCUGGCUGGUCAGUUCUGACAAAUGGAAUUAAGCACCCUUGGUUUUUUCAUAGAAAGCAUACACCAGGCAGCCUCGCUUCACACGCUCAGAGCACUUGGCUCCCUUCACCUAUUCUUAGAGCACAGCCUUGAAUAAUUAUUAAGGCACCAAUUGGGGGCUUAGGUUGACCAAGUACAGUGUAACUGUAAUUUGUAUGAAAUUGUUCACCCAAGCUCAUUUCUGGCUGCUCACUAAUGUACAUGUAGAAAAGGACUGUUGAUGGUUUCCUAGAUUGCUCUGAUUUAACAGUAAACUCAGUUUAGGAAUCUGUGUGUGUGCUCUCAGACAAGGCUUUCAUGAUGUCAGGGUUCAUGACUUGUUAAAAUAUAAGAAAACAUUAUAGAGCUGGCCCCAGUUGUUCAAAAGGUGGACAAUACUAUUCACUAGACAAAUCUGAGUCUAUCAAGUGGAUUAUACAAUAAAUUGAUUUCCCUAUGCCUGAUACUUAUCCACUAGACAGUGAUUUAUCUUGGUGGAUAGCGCUAUCUAAUGGAGAAAUCUCUAUCCACUGGAUAACACAAUAAUUGGUUUCCCUGACACUUAUCUGCUGGAUAGUGUCAUUUUUCCGGUGGAUACUGCUACCCACUGGAUAAGUCUGUAACCACUGGGUAGUGCAAUAUUGGUUUCCCUAAUACUUGCCUGCUGGAUAGUGAUUUAUCUGUUAGAUAGUGCUAUCCAACGUUUGAACAACCCAGGAGUGGUUUGAUACAAUUUUAGGAAUGACUUACAAGGGAGAUAAAAAUUAAUGCUGUAAGAGAGAGAGAGUGAGAGGUGAUCAGCAUUGGGAUUAACCAGCCAGACAUAUAUAGCCAUGGGAUCUGUUUCCAACCCACUCACUAGUGUGACAACCCUCUGCUAUCAUGACUAUAUAAUUAUACCUUAAGCAUGUGACAGUGAGAGGUUUGAUUGGCCCUGCCAUCAUUCUGAUUUAGAAGCUAGUUUGAGUUGAAAGCUUAGUUUUCUUCUUCUUUACUAGUGUGGAAUUAAAAUUUCUAAUCUAUUGUUACAGAAAUAAUGCUUAAUAAUUUUCGUGAAAGUUUACUAUUGAAUUGCUAUUAUUGCCUUUUUCAUUCUGUAGGAGAACACUCACCAUAUCACGAGAACUAGGGGACAGGGCUAUUGAAGCACAGGUGACUAUGAAUGAUGAAUCUCUUCCAUAUAUCUUCCUAGCAUGUGGCACUUAAUUUCUGCUGGUUUAUAAUUUCUCUGAGUUUUGAGGAAUUGUUUUGUUUUGUUUUGUUUGUUUUUUUUAUCUGCUAAAAUUUCAAUUUAGAAAAACUGUAGGUUGGAUGUUUCAUGGUAGUCUGUGCAGCACUUUAAUAAAUGUAGCAUUUUCAUUUUGAAUAAAAAUACAAACCAGUGAAUGUUAAAUAAUUUAACGUUUACUGGUUUGUAGGUUCCAGCUUUUCUUUGGAAGUCCCUUGUAGUUCUUUCUCAAAAGAUGUACCCACCCUGAAAGCUUUCUCUCUCAUUAAUCACAACUUGCCUUGACCUAAAGCUAGUUAAAUGAUAAACUCAAACACCACUUAUCCCUUGGCCUGCAAAUAAGGCCGUCUCCUUGCUCCCUGCUGCUAGGGAUAUUGUCCCUUGUGGCGAUGAGAAAUGAGAGACGGCUGUUUUCACAGGCUACUUAGCCUUGAACUAACUUAAUCUUAGACACUAGUGCAUUGAAACUAGAGUGUAACAUUACUUUAUUUUUACCUUAUGAACAAUCCUGUCUUUUCCUUCUCUUGAGAUAUUUUUCUUGAUGUGUUUAGGCUUGUUACAGUUUAGGGAACACAUACACUCUACUGAGAGAUUAUCAGCAGGCAGUGAACUUUCACUCAAAGCAUUUGGAGAUUGCCCAGGAAUUAGGUGACAGGUGAGGUGCAAAACAAUGAGAAUUUAUGAUGUGAUCACAAAAUGAUGGAGUUACUCGUUGGAAAAUUUCAAAAACACCCUAAAGAGCUUAGAUAAUCACGUCUUCUGAGGACCCAGUUGUUCGAAGGCUUAUUGCUAAUCCGGGGUUAAAUUUUAAUCCAAGUUUCUCUUUCUUUUGUUCAAACUCCUUUUCCCGGAUAAUUUUCUCUUUUUUUAGGGCAUCCAAUCACCAAAGCGUACACAAAAAGAAUUAAACUGAGUUUGCUGUUUAAGCUUUCAUAUCUGAAUUCAAAUUUUGCACUAACCCUAUCCCAGCUCUCCCGGAAUAUCUGGGAAUCUCCCUGAUACGGCACAAAUCUCCCGCUUUCACGUGCGGGUCAUGAUUAUUAAUAUUCUCCUGGUUAACAUUGAGCUUUGAGUUCUUCUGUGCUUUAGUUUGGAACUUAGCCCAUUUUUCCCUAAAAUUUAACACUGCAUUUUCAUCAAAGUAAGGUUUCUGUGGCACCUUUGCACGUAGAACAUCACAGACAAGACUGCCUUGUCAGAAAGCAAAUUUUGACGGACUGUCUUUCAUGUACGACUUCUUAUAAUGUCCUGAGCCACACUUAUGUCAUAAUUUGGAGACUAGGUCGGGUUGUCUUUAUGACGAGGGAGGGGGUAGUUGAUGUUGGAAGGUACAGUACUGCAAAAGAGACUGUCUCCAAAUUUUUGUGACGCACGUGCGUCCGCACGUGCAACGUUGAUGUUUUGCCAAUGUGAAAUUAUUACGCUUUUUUGACGUUCUCAUUGCCCUUGGUGUCGUCGUAGCUUUGCAUUAUGUAACAACAACUUGUUUAAGCAUUUUUCUUUCAAUUUUCUGCAUUAGUGGCGGUUGUUAAGAACGAGUCACUUGCAAACAAAUUAAUAUGCACUGUUUGUUCAGACUAUCUGGCAAUUUCUCUCCUUUUAUUUCUUGUAAAAUUCCCCCAAAAAGUACGAUUUUUUUUAUGAGAUUUUUCCGUGGCCGUUUAAAAACUAGCCUUUCAUGCACAGUGUUUUUGGUUUACUUUAGCAACGCCACCUCGCGAAUAUUGUUUUACCGCUAGCAGAACCCAACAUUUAGCAACAAUGGCCGCCUCAUGCCACAGAGGGCCGUUAACACGUCUUAUUGAUCACGAUUUACAUAUCACUUCAUGUGUACAUUAUAGAGUCAAAAUUCAAAGUACAUCAUUACGGGGGUUUUGUCUACUGGCCACUAUUCUCUGCUUUUGAUUGUAUGUCAUUUUGUACGCACGUACUGUUGAAACAGUCCAAUUUAUUGUCAUUGCAGAGUGGGAGAAGGUCGCGCUUGUUGGAGUUUGGGAAAUGCUCAUACUGCUUUGGGAAAUCACGAAACGGCUCUAGAUUUUGCUCAGAGGCAUUUGGAUAUCUCAAAGGAGGUAAGAGAAUGGUCGUCUUGAUUUCAUAUGAAACAAAACCUUCAUACUUCACGCUACUGAACGUGCUCAAUCAGCAGACCUGGUUAAUUUUAGCCCUCUCACUCCCAUAAGUGGCUAGAGUCAGAAUUCAUCUUAAUUUCCAAAUUUCGUUUUGUCAAAUAUUGCGAAAUAAAUAGUACCAUCUGAAAGUGCUGCUAAAGAGGUUUCAUUUGAGUGGUCACACCAUGGUAUUUCGUCCACAGACUCAAAAGUAAGAACUAUUUACUAAGUGAAUAGUACCAUGCGAAAGUACUGCUGGAGAGGUUUCAUUUGAAUGGUUACACCAUAGGGUUUCAUCCACACACUCAAAAGCUAGAACCACCUUCAUUCACUCUGGAAUCAGGAAUAAAGGUUUAAAAAUAGUUUGAGGCUUGCAUCAUCAAUUUUCUUUGCGAUGUGAGAAUGUUUUGUGGUCGAUAGAGCAGAUCCAGCUUAAAUAAGGAAAAAAUACAAGCCCGUUUUCCGCGUGCUUCUAGGGGACCGUGUCGUAGUCGUGCUGGGUAUCACCUUCUGUUACUGUAAAAGAUUUUACCAUUUUUUUCUUUAGCGGCUGUUUCAGUUGUCUAAUGUGGCACGUUUAAUUUACUACUAAGAUAAAUUUGCUUUGCGAAAGAGAGGAAGUUACGAUAAGCAAUUUCUUAAAGCUGAAGAACAACGCACUAAAUGGAAGCUUUUACUCAAAAUUGUCCCAUUUAAAUUAGGAGGCGUUUUCCUAUUUCGACUUGUCAUUCUUAAUUUUCGCAAUAAUCAGUAGAUAACCGAAGACCAUUACACAAAACGACGUUUCCAUUGUUUGAAUUAUAUCUAAGCGGGUAAUUUUUGUAUGCACUUCAAGGCUUAAAGUCUCUAAAUUCCGUUUAUGUGCCGUAAUCUUAAUUCCCAUCUCACUUGCAAAGCGCGCGCUGUUUUUGCUAUUCGCUUUCGAAUUUUUCACUUUUUGUUCUUUUCCUCUAUUUUGUGCUUUUGCUAAAAGAAAUUCAUAAUUGUAAACAUAUUUGCCUAAAAGAAGCCAUGUCUUUGUUGAUUAAUCGCGCCUGUGUAAAUCCUGCUAGGACAACCGAAUUUAGCCCAUAAGCAUCCUAAUGUUUUUUAAACUGUCAGCUUUCGUCACACUUUUGAUUUGCAAAUCAAGCGUUUGUCCUCGACAGUUCUCUGGGGCGUCAAUCAUGAAUGAACAGUCUCUUAAGUCACGUAGAGUAAGCUAACUUUCAUGUUUUGACUGGUCAAGGUUAAGCGGAAGCUUAAGUGGUUCUAUAUAUUGUAAAUGUUGGGUUUGUGAAUUAACCAUUCAGAACUAAAGCCACUGAAAUUGCUUUUUUUGGUUUCUUUUGUUAACUGGGCUGACGGAUAAUGGUGAAGAAGUGCGUAGUGUCUCUCAAAAGGCCGGAAGUGGUAGUUUUUGCCAACCUUUUCACCUCAGCCGGCUUUGUUUUGAAUGAGGCGAAAACAUACUACUACAAAUCUAGAAUUUUUGUAUCAGAGAAUCAUCUCGAUACAUUCUCUCUUACGUGGUUAUUUAUUUAAAACACGAAACGAAAAUAGAGCCUGAUCCCAGGAGGAAACUGAUGAAUCUUGGAGUAAAAAGAUAAAGUCGUACCUUGAAGAUCCAGAUAUUUCUCUUCUACCUUCCCGAGUCCAGUAAAAUAAUUCCAUGUUCAGUUGAACAAAUCGACCACACUUUUCCACCGUCUACACUCAGAAAUCGUAGAAAUGACGUCAUGAAAUGUUUAAAACUCAAGUGGAAUCACGAGCUGCGGGCGAGCGGUUUCACCGCAAAGCUUUCAGCAUUUCAUGGUGUCAUUUCUCUGAUCUGUAACGGUAUAGACAAGGAACGGACUGCUGUUGUUGCUGUAAAAUUAAGAAAUUUAAAGACCUGAUUCUCACUAAGUUUCUCGUAAAGUCACGCUUUUGUGAGAGGGGAAGAAGAAAUUGCUCUUUUUGUAUUGCGCCAUUUCCAUUGUCUAAGCUCUCUUGUAGACGCUCUCGACCAAUGAGCUCGCGAGAAUUUCUGUAAGUUAUUGUGACCAAUGCAUUAGCAAUGUUUUUUAACUUAGGAAAACAAACAAGCGGAAGGGAAAAAAAAAAGAUAGUGAGCUAUAUUUUUAAUGGAGGUCUUAUAUAUUAAAGUUCUUCCUUUGGAGGUCAAGGAAAGUAUUAAUAGAAGGAUAAACGGCUGAUGUAACCAAAGCGCAGUUUUCAUUAUUCCACUGAAUAGCUAGUCUAAUAUAAUUUCUCUAAAGUCGACAUUUUUCGCCGUAGGUUUACCUGCAUUAACAUUUCAAAUUCGGAUAAAAAUCUGAGGCAAUCGAGCCUAUGAUUAUUGUCAGAUAACAAACUGAACAUUGCUUUGUGUUUAACUCGCUAAUGAUUUCGUAGCAUAUCCUAGAUUUUCUUUUUUUUCAGGAGACUAUACUACCAGGUAUUUUGUUGUUGAUGAAUUAAAAUUUUUGAUUAUAAAUAACACAUUAAAUUUGUUUCGAAUAUCGAGCCAUGCAACAGGACUAUGACAUUAUGCAAGAUGAAUUCAUCCUGCACGCAAACUAAUCUCUCAUACAGGUAUUGUAUCGCCUCUGCCUUUCCUGAUUAGCUGAAGCAAAUACCUUUAUUUUGAUCUUAUAUCACUCCAAUAAAAACCCUUUCGUAAUGAUACUCUCCGGAAUGAGUGGCAUUUUGCUGCGUAAUGCUUCCUCCGUGCAUACUUAUAUAACACACACAGUCAAACCAAAAGUGUGCGUCGUUUAAUCUCGAGGAGGUUGUUUCAGGAUGUUUCUGUCAUUUUCACUUCAGGUUGGCGACCGCACUGGUCAAAUUACAGCGCAGAUGAACAUCUCGGAUUUGAGAGCUCUCCUUGGAAUCGAAGACGAAUCGAGAGAAAGGUAAAUACCCAAAAGAUUCUCUGGGAUCUUAACUGGACUACCUUUACCUGUUGUUUUUUACCUGUUCGUUAGCAUUGCGUAUCGUAAAAUACAACAGAAAGCUGUAAAAUUCGGCAUAUAAUUACCCGAUGAUAUUAAAAGUGCCAGUUGAGCUUAAAAUGUCACGAAGGUACAAAUGAAAUAAACAAAAAUAUUAAAAGAUUCACUUAAAACCAGUCAAAAAUCAGAGGACCUUGAGAAGGGUGUUUGCUUGCUCAGAGAAUGGUUAUAUUUUACAUAGUAACAAAGGUCUUUUAAGACGUUAAAAAAUGCUCACAAAAAAUGAAGUAUUUGAUUUGGCAAUUAAAAUUAUCGGUGUGCAUUACAUAACUGAGUAAAAUAAAUGUCAAAUAUAUCUUUGAUUAAUAAAUGAAACAAAACAAACUAUUUUAACUCUUUAAAAAAUUAUUAUUUCGUGUGUGAACUACCGGACGUUAGAUAUCAAACAACCGGACGUUGCGUCCGGUGUCCGGUCUGAAACGAAACCCCUCCCAUGUAAACUAAAAAUACGCUCUGUGGAAAGUGUUUCGAGAAACGUGUUUUCGACUCUAUACUGCAGAAACACCCAACUCCUAUUAACGUGAUUAUUUAUCUGUUUGUUUAUCAUUUUUUAUUUGUAGCAAUUCAAGAAGUGCAGCAGCAGAAAGUGUGAAUCGCAGCAGUCCAGGUUCCAUUAAACAGCUCUUCAAUAGAAAGUUCAGCCACGGAAAUGAAGGUAGCUUUCCAAACAGCAUAAUUUUAGAUACAAAGGCAUUACUCGACCUUAGCGUCACUCCACAAGUCCAGUACCAGGAACCAGUUCCACAGCAGUAAGGAGCAUAAGCAACGACGAAGGCUACGGCAACCAAAUCAGGAAAAAUGCAAUAGAAUGAUAUUGGCAAAACAGAAACUUUGCACGUGCAUCACGCUUUUUUGUACAUUUCUUUGACGUCACUGCACAACUAAAGGUGAUGUUACACGGGACGAUACGCAACGACGAUUUUUAGCGCAACACAGCCUUGCAAUGUUGGAACAACGUUGCAACCAUUCGAAACAAUAUCGCCACAAUGUUGCAACGCUGUUUUGCGCUAAAAAUCGUCGUUGCGAAUCGACUGGUGUAACAUCACCUUAAGACGUGAAUCUGCCUAAUUUCCGUUUUAUGGAGGACCUCAACACAAUAGAACGAAUUUCAUUUUCUUUUCUUGAACUUCAAUACAUUCCUUUAGAAUUCAACUCCAGAAAAAUUUGCCAGCAUUUGAGGACAUGAACAAGAUGGAAUAGGCGCGAUUAAUUUGGAAGCGACUCGAAUUCACCUUUUAAGUGACGUUUUCGUAGCCGUCGCUGUCGGAUCUAAGGGAGGGGGCCCGGGGGAAGCUCUGAGGCCAGCGGGACCUAGGCGAUACAGUCACUUCGUUUACCAACCCUCCCCUCCCCCUCUGACGAGACCGAGGCCCCAAGGUACCUUGUUUCUGAAAUUAUAUUCAGAGAUCAGUUUGUCUUUGAUAGGCCUCGUGUGUGCAAAAAAGAUUCCUCAAGUUUAAGAGAGGAUGUUCUUGUUUUAAUGCAGCCUAUGCAGAACGAUUUUGAUAUGUUUUGGUUUUUGUUUCAGACAAGAAGAAAGUGGAAACAGCAACUUCGGCAGAAGUAAGUGAUAAAGUAAACCAUUCAACUUCGGGAACUUUAGUGCCCGAUUUAUUUUUUGUCCACUAAAACGUAAAAUAAGGACUGGCCAAAAUCCAGCCAUAUUAAACACACGCUUCAUCAUCAACGCAUUUGUAGUGAAUUUAAAAAACUGAUGCAUAAAUGUUAAGUAAUUGAUUUGUCUUUUUAUUGUUAAGGGAAUGACCCUCCAAUCUUUAAGUAACCAUAAAAAUAUAUUUCUCUCUCAGUGUGCACAAUCGUCUAAUUUAUGUAAAGGCUCGACCUCAAAUAUAAGAAGCUUUUAGCGCAGUACUGUAGCAGAUUACUUGAGCAGCUAUCUUUCUCAGAAUUGAGCUUUUCAAAAGAGCAAAAUUUUGAAACAAGGCUAAGGUUUUUUUUAUGUUAAUUGAUGGAUUUGUUGAUAGGUUGAUGCUGACCGGAAAACCAGAAUUAUGACAAUUAUGGUGAAAAGUUCUCUUUGCGUCAAGCUUCGAAAACGCUGUGUCGCCUUGUGUUUUAAGAAAUUGCUUGAAUUGUGGGGGUGUCGUGGAAAGGUCUUGAACUUGAUGACGAAAGGCCCGCUUUACGUAUAUCACUUCCUCAGGAUGUCAACUUCCUUUCACCUUUUUUGGCCGUCAAAGUUGUUGUUUUGUAUUAGGGAACUUGGCGAUGCCAAGGAAACAGUACUGAACCAAGAAGAUUCUCGUGAUGAUAUUAAAAGUGCCAGUUGAGCUUAAAAUGUCACGAAGGUACAAAUGAAAUAAACAAAAAUAUUAAAAGAUUCACUUAAAACCAGUCAAAAAUCAGAGGACCUUGAGAAGGGUGUUUGCUUGCUCAGCGAAUGAUUAUAUUUUACAUAGUAGCAAAGGUCUUUUAAGGAGUUAAAAAAUGCUCACAAAAAAUGAAGUAUUUGAUUUGGCAAUUAAAAUUAUCGGUGUGCAUUACAUAACUGAGUAAAAUAAAUGUCAAAUAUAUCUUUGAUUAAUAAAUGAAACAAAACAAACGAUUUUAACUCUUUAAAAAAGUUAUUCUUUCGUGUGUGAACUACCGGACGUUACAUGUCAAACAACCGGACGUUGCGUCCGGUGUCCGGUCUGAAACGAAACUAAAAAUAAAAUAUGCUCUGUGGAAAGUGUUUCGAGAAACGUGUUCUCGAUUCUAUACUGUAGCUUAAAACAUUCCCAACACAGUAAUUUGCAAAACACCCAACUCCUGUUAACGUAUUUAUUUAUUUUGUUUGUUUAUCAUUUUUUAUUUGUAGCAAUUCAAGAGAUGCAGCAGCAGAAAAUGUGAAUCGCAGUAGCCCAGGUUCCAUUAAACAGCUCUUCAACAGAAAGUUCAGCCACGGAAAUGAAGGUAGCUUUCCAAACAGCGUAAUUUUAGAUACAAAGGCAUUACUCGACCUUAGCGUCACUCCACAAGUCCAGUACCAGGAACCAGUUCCACAGCAGUAAGGACCAUAAGCAACAACAGAAGCGACGGCAACCAAAACAGGAAAAAUGCAAUGGGAUGAGAUUAGCAAUACAGCAACUUUGCACGUGCAUCACGCUUUUUUGUACAUUUCUUUGACGUCACUGCAUGACUAAAGGUGAUGUUACACGGGACGAUACGCAACGACGAUGUUGGAACAACGUUGCAACCAUUCGAAACAAUAUUGCCACAUUGUUCAACGCUGUUUUGCGCUAAAAAUCGUCGUUGCGAAUCGACUCGUGUAACAUCACCUUAAGACGUGAAGCUGCCUCAUUUCCGUUUUAUGGAGGACCUCAACACAAGAGAACGACUUUCAUUUUCUUUUGUUGAACUUCAACACAGUCCUCCAGAAAAAUUUGCCAGCAUUUGAGGACAUGAACAAGAUGGAAGAGGCGCGAUUAAUUUGGAAGCGGCUCGAAUUCACUUUUUAAGUGACGUUUUCGUAGCCGUCGCUGUCGGAUCUAAGGGAGGGGGCCCGGGGGAAGCUCUGAGGCCAGCGGGACCAAAGCGAUACAGUCACUUCGUUUACCAACCAUCCCCUCCCCCUCUGACGAAACCGAGGCGCCAAGGUACCUUGUUUCUGAAAUUGUAUUCAGAGAUCAGUUUGUCUAGGACAGGCCUCGUGUGUGGAAAAAAAGAUUCCUCAAGUUUAAAGAGAGGAUGUUCUUGUUUUAUUGCAGCCUAUGCAGAAUGAUUUUGAUAUGUUUUGGUUUUUGUUUCAGACAAGAAGAAAGUGGAAACAGCAACUUCGGCAGAAGUAAGUGAAAAAGUAAACCAUUCAACUUCAGGAACUUUAGUGCGCGAUUUAUUUUUUGUCCAUAAAAACGUAAAAUAAGGAUAUCCAAUAUCCAGCCAUCUUAAACACACGCUUCAUCAUCAACGCAUUUGUAGUGAAUUUAAAAAACUGAUGCAUAAAUGUUAAGUUAUUGAUUUGUCUUUUUAUUGUUAAGGGAAUGACCCUCAAAUAUUUAAGUAACCGUAAAAAUAUAUUUCUCUCUCACUGUGCACAAUCGUCUAAUUUAUGUAAAGGCUCGACCUCAUAUAUUGGAAGCUUUUAGCGCAGUACAUUAGCAGAUUACUUUAGCAGCUAUCUUUCUCAGAAUUGAGCUUUUCAAAAGAGCAAAAUUUUGAAACAAGGCUAAGGUUUUUUUUAAGGUUAAUUGAUGGACUUGUUGAUAGGUUGAUGCUGACCGGAAAACCAGAAUUAUGACAAUUAUGGUGAAAAGUUCUCUUUGCUUCAAGCUUCGAAAACGCUGUGUCGCCUUGUGUUUUAAGAAACUGCUUGAAUUGUGGGGGUGUCGUGGAAAGGUCUUGAACUUGACGACGAUAGGCCCGCUUUACGUAUAUCACUUCCUCAGGAUGUCAACUUCCUUUCACCUUUUUUGGCCGUCAGAGUUGUUGUUUUGAAUUAGGGAACUUGGCGAUGCCAAGGAAACAGUACUGAACCAAGAAGAUUCUCGCAAACGCGCUCCAUCGUUUAGGAGCUCAAUACCACGUUCAUGUUUUAAGUUCAGACAGAAAAAUACAUACCCAUGUUAUGUUCGUCACGUUCUUCGCAAAACUUUCACCUUGAUGAUUUGCUGUUUGCUUAUUAAGCAGCUUAUGAUCAUGAGUGGUCUUUCAGACAGUCUAGUCAGAUCAGACAUUGAUAUGAGCCAUUAAGGUGUGGUCAAGGGGACCAACUGAACUUGGCCAACAUUGUAACUAUUUUGCUUAAUGAGAAACCAUUUGACACCGAUAAAUUUUGACCGAGUACCGGAUGUCUCGAAACAUGCAUGGUCGCCUUUUUUAGUACUUCACCAUGUUGUUGUUGUUUUUCGUUUUUGUCUUUCUUCACUUGUUUACACUUCCGAGGCCUGGAGUGUUGCUCGAUAUAGCGUGGGCGUUUUGUGUUCCUCCACCUACGAACGAACAGAACAAAAACAACAAAUAUUUCUUAAUACUCACAAAACUUUACCGCAGAAAUGCUUCGCGUGAUUAAUAAGCAUUACUUUGCUUUUUCUAAUUUCUUUGGCGAAUAGAAAAUCGCAUCUAUGUCGUUUUUUCUCAUCAGUAUUUUUUUUGGCAAUACCCAUUUUCCAACAUGUCGGUCCAACGUCAUCCACCCGCAUUGUGAUUGUGAUGGAUAUCGUCCAUGACAACGAAGAUAAUCAAACCGUCGUCACAAGUUGUAUCCAAGAAUGUUGGAUUCUUUGAAAAGGCGCUCAAAAAAGAGAACUAAGAUUCUGCAAUUGUUAAGAAUCCUUUAUAGCUGACGUUCGGCACGUACGCCAUCAUACGAACGACACACAGCAGCUAUAAUUUUAUUGUUGCUGAAAAUAUUGUAUCUGUGUUCGCUGGGAUCUUUUUAAGUGCCUUUUAGUGACUCCUCGGGGAAUCAAUAUCACGAAAAAAAAACAAUUGGACUGUUCUACCGCUCAAAUGAAAAGUAGCUAUAGAGACGGAAAAACAUAGCAGUUUUUAUUUCAACACAUCUUUAUUUCCUCCUUUUCUUAUACUUUUUACAGGGCAAAUAAGUUAAUAUCGCAAUAAUGAGAAAUGUCUCGCCUGUUAGCUUCAUUAUCACGUGUCAUACACUUUAGCUUUAAAGACCCGUACACAAAGCUCUAAUCCGUCUGUUUUGUUUUUCGUCGAUUUCGUUACGUCAAAGCUAUGCCUGUCUCUUCAAGUGUCACUUAAGAGCGAUGACGUAUUACAUAACAAGUCUAAGGUUUUAUUAACAAGAUUUUGAGGCCAGAAUUCAGAUGAUAUAGCGUGGAAUAGCUGACGCUUUUCCCCAACUCUUGUCGGGGUUUCACUGAUCAAGUUAUAGCAAAGUUUUGACUGGUCGACUCUGAGAUCUCUUGAGUAUUAUGGUAUGGUAGUCACUUCUAUCGUUCUGUGCUAUGCUUUAUACUUGUGGUGUUAGAAAAUGUUUUGGAAAACUUUUCAACUGAAAAAGCAAAAACAUUCGAAGUUCUUGCUAGUCCAAUGAAAUGAGAAUUUUACGCCUUUGUUAUGCUGUAGGAGUAUUUCACUAACUUGUGACUCCCCUCUUCUCAUAAUUUAGCACUUUGGAAUUGUUCAGAGUAAAAAUAAUGAAAGGAGUUUUUUUUCUUAUUUUCUUCAGGGAGGCACCAAAGCUCGUUCGUCAUCGUUGACCUCUAGAAAACCAUUAGACCAUGGUGACGUUGAAGUCCGUGUUCGCAGUCCUGAGGUAAGCUGAAAAAUAAUUUUUAAAAAAACUGUGGACUCGCAGUAUCGGGUUUAUUAUGCUGGAUGGCCUGCGAGCAGGCUUGCCUAUGCUAGUCUAAGGUUGGUGAUAAUUUUGGCGGCAGGGCUGCCACCCCGCGAGGAAAGGCUCACUUGUGGAGUUCGGGGAAAAUUAUGGCAGCCAAACUCGCACAAGUGAGCUUGCUCGCAGGCUGUUUGCUGGAAAAGUCGCUGGAGCUUACUUUUUUUAAGAGUUAAAGCCAGGCAAACUGUUUUGUCAGUUAAUAGUAUAGUUUGGUCUCGGGGUGAACUCUAUUAUCUAAUAUUAUCUCCAUUAUCUAACACUUAUAAGCAGACUGAAUGCAAAUCGGCAGAAAGACUUUAAACUAAAAUUUUGAAAAUGCUAGUAAAAAUAAAAAAAUUCUAACAAAUGUAAAACGUUAAUGCGAGUGUGACAUAUGAGAAAAAGAACAUUCAUUUCUUAGAUUGCAACCACUUACGGACUAAAUAAUUCGUCAUAUCGCUUUUUAGUACAAUUCUCUAGUUUUAAAUUAUGCAGUUACUGUAAGUUCACUCAUGCUUUAUAUUACGCAAGUAUCGUAAAAGUUGUCCCUGAAAAAUGAUGCGUAACGUUAUUGCUUCCCAGGCUAUUUUUAUUCCGUGACGCUCUUCUUAGUAAUUUGCAUCUAACCAUUUGAGCUGUUCUAUACGAAUAUAUUUUUGCGAAUCCUGACUCUUUCUCGGCAUCUACUGACACCGUUUGAUAGCCUGUCUUAACAUUGUUCUGCGUAACGUUGUUACAUUGUGAGCAGUUUAAACUCGUUUAAACGUUUCGUCAACAUCAUCUCAACAUUCCAUUUGUUCUUGAAAUAUUGAAUAGACCGUUUCCUAGUUCCAAAUACCCUCAAUUUUAAAGUGGGACCAAGUGCAAGAUUUUUCUUUUGAAGUGAGGUUUAUUUGCAUGAAAAUAAAAAUGAACAUUUCCGAGUGUGCUUCGCCAUUUCCGAGUGUCCUUCACACACAAAUCAUUGGCACGUUAAGUUGUUUUCAUCACUUCUGUUGUAGCCGUUUCUUUCUUUUUUUAAUUUCACGCGUUUAGAACUUAAAUAUUCAAUUUAUAUUGAGCAAAUUCCUCAAACCUCUUCUGUUUAAGUGGUGCAUGACAACAACUUCAUAAAGGUAAAAAAAUGUAAUUAAAAUUACUCGGAAACAAAGAAACUGUAAGCGUCAUUUUAUAUUGCAACUCCAAGUAAGCAGCCAUGGUGGUCUUUACGAAUGCUUGGAAUUCUUUCUCGGUAAGCAGUGAGCAAUAUUUAAGUUUUUGAUACCUAUUCUAAGUUAAAAUAACUUCCUGAUGUAAUAACUGCGAUGAACCAGUUGGAGACUACGCUUUUCCAUCGUUAUCUUGAAGCCAUUUCUAAAAAAUGUAUGGCGAAGAUGCCGGAUUAAAGAUAUCAAAAAUAACUGAUUUGAUUUAAUCUCGGCAAUAACCUUCGGAAAAGAGGAUCUGCCCCAUUAGGACGCUGGUAGCUUGUAAAUUAGCCGUUUUAUUGACAAACGUGCCUUACGUAUUUUUCACUUAGAAACUCUAAUUAAAACUAAUUAGUAGAAAUUUAGAAAGUGCCUUUUAUCUAGGAUAUUUGAAUAACUCACUGGGGGACUUUUAAUUUCAUUCGUUUUGUUUAUCUGCCACUGUCUGACUUGUUAGUAUAAUGAAAGUUUGUGUCUACCUGCUAUCCAAAAAACGAAAACUAAUGUUAAGACGCACUUGACCAACUCAUUUAAGUAUUGAGUACAACCGAAAGGAGUUUUACAAGAAGAGCCAGUAGUGACAGUUGUCAGCGGUCGGUCGGAGGCAGGUGCGCAGGAGUUCUCAAUUUCGUUUAUAUGACGUAAGUUUCCGUCAGCGUGAGGAGUGUUUCAGCCACAUUUGUUUGCCGUCCGCCGAGAGGUUUUUCCAGCAAGGUUUUCUAAAAUAUAUUAAACUCGCAACCUUAUUCUUUUCUUAACCUGACAUCGUUCUUUUCCCGUCGUUAUUCUUAGGCGAAAAACGAUCACUCCUUGGACGAGAAUUUCUUUGAGUUCCUAACCCGUUGCCAAGGUAACCGUAUGGACGAACAGCGCUGCGAGCUACCUAAACCAAUCGAAAAGAGCAAAAGCACUGAGGAUAUGUUAGACAUGGUGGAACGUGUGCAAGGAGACAGAAUGAAUGAACAACGCAGUGACUUGCCUGCCGACGAAGACCCUUCACUGAUAAGUACGUAUUAUAUGAGCAAUCGUGAUAUAAUAUUAGGGAACUUAAGCAGCGACGACGGCGACGUCAAAGAGAACGGCGAAAAAAACAAUAGGUUUAGAUUAGCAAAACCACAACUUUGCACGUACAUCACGUUUUUUUGUACAUUUCGGGGAGCAAGGGAUGGCGCAGGGGUGAGAGCGCUCGCCCCCCACCAAUGUAGCCCGGGUUCAAAUCCCGGCGUCGACGCCAUAUGUGGGUUGGGUUUGUUGUUGGUUCUCUCCUUUGCUCCGAGAGGUUUUUCUCCGGGUAAUCCGGUUUUCCCCUCUCCUCAAAAACCAGCAUUUCCAAAUUCCAAUUCGACCAGGAAUCAGGUAGACGAAGACCCACUUCGUGGAUGUGCUACCCCCAAAUCAUUGUUUAAUUUUGUUUAAUAACAUUUCUUUUCUGUUGUUGCACGUUCACGACAUGAAAAUACCAUUCCCUAAUGAUCCCAAAAGGGGGGUGGAGAUCAAGACAAGACAUGACGCGCGCAUCAGUCACUCGUAUCCUAAUCCACCCUUUUCUCACCUUGGAGAAAACUUAUCCCCGGUAGAAGGGUCACCCGCCUACCCGAACAACCCUUGGCGAGCCAAAGUUUCAAAAAACUUGUCGAAUAUUUUAUGAGAAACAAAAAGUUGGCUCGUCUAGAAGGGUGACCCUUUUUCGAUGGUCGGGUCACCUUGUAGCCGGGCCUUCCCCAUAUAAACACUUUGGCUCGCCCAGCCGGGUCAACUCGGUCACGACGAGACAAGACUUUAAAAAGUUGUCUCGGAGGGUGACCCUCCUCUCCAGGACAUCUCUUCCCAAUAAAAACGAGGCCUUGGUGACCUUACAUGUAACCAGUAGAAUUUGAUAUUUUGCUGUUAGUUUUGUACUUGAAACCAAUGUAAAGUUGUAUCAUUAUUUUUCUUGUAAUAAGGAAAAAGGUCCAAGAAGGGAGAAAGUGGUACCAGUGAUGACGCCCUGUACGAAAUGGUGCUGCGAAGUCAGGUAAGGUUUUUUUUUUCCUUCCUGUUAACGGACAUGGAAUAAAUAUGUAAGAAGUCAAGUUCAGUGUGAAAUUAUCCCCAUUUUGUUUUAUUAUUAGCUUUUCCCAACCUUAGCGGAUUUAACCUGAACUACAGUUAACAACUGAGUAUAAGAACUUUGUGGAUUCACGAUUUUCACAUAGACCAUUGUUUCCAAUUUCUCUCGGGUUUUACAGUCGUCCCAAGAGAAAUCGAAGACAAUGAUUAAUGCCAAAAUGUUGGGGGUCAACAAGGUGCGUUAUGGUUUAUGUGAAAAUGACGAAUUUAGAGCCCAAAAUCCGGUUGUUCAAACGCUGGACAGCGCUAUCCACCGGAUAAGUCAGUAUCAGCGGAUAAGUACUGGGAAAACGAAUUGCGUUUUUCACUGGAUAGUGAUUUAUCCACUGGAUAAAGGAGCCAAGUAGCUGAUUGGAAAUUUGACCCCGUUAAAUAUGAACCUUUUCAGCUUGAAUUUUGAAGGUUGUCCAUUACGCACGAAUAAAUUCCACUUGAAACGCGAAUAGAUUCUUUUUCAUUUUUGGCAGGGUAGAAGCAAAGAUGAAAUAGGUUUUUGUUUGAUGUAUGAUCGGCCUGAUAAAGUAAAUUCAAAAAGCAGGCACUGCACGAGUAAAAUGUACUUUACAACAACUACCUGUACUCUGAUCUGUUGAGUGACCUAGUUCCAGUAUGAAUAAAUCCCAUAGCUACCCCUGAAUAACAUAAGAACCCUCAUUUUCUCGAGGCCCACUAAACAAACUAUGACUUUGUCUUCCCCCAGUCUCAUCGUAUUGAGGAUCAGCGCUCAGAGCCUCCGCCUUCUGCGCCCACGGUACCAGACGAGGACUUCUUCGGUCUCAUACUUCGCUUGCAGUCAAACAGAAUGGACGAUCAGCGGUCUUCUGCUCCUGGUGGUGCGAGGCAUCAAUUACAACCCAGGCGAUAGUGGCUGCUUAAUUGCCAAUGUAAACUUGUACAAAUUAUAUCUUUUAGAGUGAUUAGUGUUCUCUAGCUGGUUAGAGUGGUGAAAUACUCUUUUCAUGAGUAAAACACGACAUCUAACCACCAAGAGAAGGAAAAAGGUCAAGAAGCACCAGUGUGGCGUGAGAUCGCGUGAUAAUGGAUUUCGUUUCUUAUGCACAGUACGCGUCGUCACGAAAUUCCCUCAUGACACCAUGUAACGAUGUUCCGUGACAAGGUUAAAAAUGCGAGCAACGUGGACCCUAGCCUCUCAUGUAGCUUCCCACGCAGACGUUUUUUUUUUCUCGUCACGCAGUCUUCCCCAACGAGGCGGGAACGCGUGACGAACCCCGCAAGAACGUCUACGUAGACCCAUAACAAAAAGGUCGCGAUAAGGAUGGUCAGGUGAUUAGGAUUUUAGCCAAUCUAUUACAGUUACUUAUUAAGCUAAGUGUAAAGAUUUUAACGCCAUAUACGCACAUGUCUAAUGACUAGAAAGCCAUUGUCCCUUUUAAUAGUCACAUGUCUUGUACGCGACAGUCACAUGGCCGCAUAGCAUUCAUAACGCCCUAGAAUGGGGAAUUCCAAUUCCCCUAUCCAGAAACCACAAGGGAAUGGGGUACAAGCUUUCGGCGCAACUACUUCCGAGAUCUUUGGGUUGGACAAGCGUUACUUGGUUGCCUUGAAUACCAUCGACCAAUCGUAAUUAACGCUUGUCCACACAAACGAUCCCAGAGAUCACUGCGCCCAAAGCAUGUACUCAUUCUCCCUAACGUUUCUGAAGGGGAGAACAACGUUUGGUCUUUUAUUUUUCGAAAUUCAUUAAAGACAGUUAUUUUACCAUGGGUUGUUAUUAUCUCAUUAGAUAUUUUUAUGGGGAAAAGAAUAAUUUGCCAUCACCCAAUUUCGUAGAUAACUGUACUUAGCGAUUGUAAAAUGCCAGUUGUCAAGUCUUAUUUAAAUCUUCGUUCGUGUUUCUUGCAGAUUUAAAUCUUCAAAUUAAAUACGGUUGCAAAUGAUUAUUGUAGAGGGAAUUUUAUUCUUUAAAGGAAAGAAAACUAUUUCUUAGAAGAUGUA
This is a messenger RNA of Porites evermanni, 26002 nucleotides long. The record is from the annotation of a GenBank genome assembly. NCBI's taxonomy places the organism in Eukaryota, Metazoa, Cnidaria, Anthozoa, Scleractinia, Poritidae.